Molecule: messenger RNA, 5203 nt
Organism: Amoebophrya sp. A25
Lineage: Eukaryota; Dinophyceae; Syndiniales; Amoebophryaceae
Source: the annotation of a GenBank genome assembly
CUGGCUAGAACAUGGCAUCAUCGUCGGACCCUACAUUGAUUUCUGAUUAGUUGUAGACUGAGCCAGUACAACUAUCUUCAGUACAAGUAGUUGCGAAUGUACAGGAUCAGCGUACUUAGACUUACCUACCAUGAGGAUACACAUCUUCAAAGAGAAAUACUUGUAGUUGUACGAGAGGAACAACAGAAGCAGGAAGAUGAAUUCAGCUCGUCUCAGCGAACAAAACAUCCGAAUAUGCUGUCGGAUUCGUCCAGUCAUGAUCGGCCCAGAGGAGAAGGGGGCGGGCGUCGUGGUAGAAAAAGAAGACGACAAGCACCUUGCGCUUUACGAUCCGCGACACAAAGGUACACGCCUAGAUUCAGCUCUGUAGCUGAUAACAACACUAUCGUCCUCUUGUCGAUUAACAGGGCAUUGCCUAUCAAAGAGGAACCAAGAUGACCAAGAUCUUUAGUCUUUCGUGGACGCGGUUUCUUCACCAUAUUUCUAUACGUUCUAGUGUUUUCACGUUUUCAUAUAGGUACGGAUCGACGAUUCCAGUUCGACCGAGUGUAUAUGCAAGAGGAUACGUUGGAGAUUUUCGAGGCGGAAAUUGGGUCUCAUGUCAGUCGGCUUUUCGACGGCCACUGUUUGACCGUUUUUGCGCAUGGAGCUUCCGGCAGCGGAAAGACUUUCACGAUGGAAGGCGCUGGAGCUGAAAACUCACCGGACAACUGUGCGUUGGGACUCACUCCUCUGAGCGUGGAAAUGAUCUUCCGCUGUAUGGAUGGAGACCUGCCAGGCACUGAGAAAACCAAGAGGCGCGAGGACUACGAAGUGAGAUUCUCACUGUAUUGUACUCAUUUUUAAAACGCUGGAGUUGAGGGAGAAAAUUGGGUGGCCUCACUUCACUACGCGUACGUCUUCCUCUCAAGAGUAGAAAAGGUGAACCAUGAUUGAAGUUGUCUCGCACUACAGCUGCACCAUCGAUUAUCCAGCAUCGAUUAUGAUGGAAGUGAAUGUCGCAAACUAGACGCGCGCUGAAUUUUGACUCACUCCAGAGAAACCGGAUAUCUCUGUUGAUUCUCAGUCACAACUUUGAAUUCUAUCACCAAUUUCUAGGUAUGAGAUUUAUUGCGAGAAAGUUCGUGAUCUGCUUCGAGACACAAAGGAUGGAGACGAUCGCAAGUACGACGUGGGAGACCUGCCGAUCCAGAAGGAUUUGGCUGGGUUUGAGAUGAUCCCGGAUCUCGUAGAAGUUCCGAUUUCAAGUGUGGAUGAGUUUUGGGAGUUAUACCAACGCCGCAUUCUUUUGCGCAAGAAGGGCCGGACGCUGCUGAACGAAGAGAGUUCUCGCUCGCACGCAUUUUGCGUCGUGAAAGUGGUGAAAAAAGGGACCGGAGGUGGAGAUGAAAACUUUGCGAAACUCGGACGAAAUGCGCGGGGCGGAAGCUCGAUGACCUUCCACGAGCGGCCGAGGCCACCACAAACGGGACGGCUUUUUCUAGUGGAUUUGGCGGGAUGCGAAGACAACCGCAUGAGCGGCAACUCGGGUGUGCGGAUGCUGGAAUCACAAGCGAUCAAUGACACCUACUUGGCCCUGGUCAAGGUAUUUCACGCGUUGAAGCGGAGACAAGCACUCUCGGCAUUUUGUCGCGACGCGAAACUCACAAGGCUGCUACGCGGCGCGCUGGAGUGCAAAAGCAGUCCCUGUCUCGUCAUGAUCACGGUUCAAUUAUACAACGAGUUUUUUUCGCUGGUGUUGACUAGUCAACCCGCAAAGAAGACAAACAAAGUAACCCUUUUCCGAGGUACAGCCAUCAGUAACAAGAAUUACUUAAAAUAUUACAGCCAAAUGCUAAUAGUUUUAGUAAAUUGUUAGCCUUAAUAAAUUCCUCUCGUCAAGUUGUGAACACGUUUUCUGCUUCACUUCUAUGAAGUUCAGGUUUCUCCUUCACGCUUCCGUUUUCAAGCAACGUUGAACACGUUUUCUUAUCUGCAGUUGAAUGGUGUUCCACUCGACGGCGAUAGUGUGUGCAACGUGUCCGCGGAGGUGGAGAGCAGUGAGCCAGCAGAUCGCAGAGGGGCGCUGAAGCGCAACAUUAGUUUUGCAAACCCAACGACGGCCCAGCGACGAUUGCUGGAGCUACCGGUCGGCAACGGAGGUGGGAGUGGAGGAGGUGGUGGAUCGGCAAGUGCGCGCAACACUCCGAGACGGCUUAAGCCACCCGGCGCAGCUGUAGAAGGCGUCAAGACCAGACCAAGACCAGCGUCGAGCUGCGGCGACGCGAGCUCGCGGCACCGAAGCGGCGCAGUGGCUGCUUUCGGCGCAGGACCCAAUGGAGGUGUCGGAGAGCCUCAUGGCACGAACGUCGCACGGCCAAAGACAAGUGGGGCGGCGCUUAGCAGCACGAACCUGGGACGCAUGCGCGGUGGGAGGAGCGAGAAUAUGCCUCGAAUGCGCUCUCCGCGACCGCGCAGUCAUCGGGCGCCCCCAGGCAGACCUCCGGACCUUCCCUCUUCCAAAAAGAACGGCAAUAGUGCAGCGCCCAGAGCAGCAGGAACACGAGUUAGGGGCGCAGGAGGUGGUGGAACAGCAGAAGAUGGAAAUAAGGUUGACCAAGACGCUUCGUUCUCGUACAGCCAAGGGGGGGACGACUCUUUUCACUGGGGCCAUGGCGACGAAUCUUUUCAUAGUAACGAAGGUGCGGGAAAGGCGACCGCCUCGAACGACGUCUCGCGGGACGAAGAGAACCCCGCAGAGUUGGACGAGGACUGGACGACGGCCCAGGCGUUGCAGGUGGAUGAGUACGAGGCUUUCAAUUGCAUCGGCGACGAGGCCCCGGACGAGGAUCCGAAGUCGAGGGCGAAGGCUGCGGCAGCCCCGACUACAGUUGGAGGCGUUACUUCAGGAGGGGGCGCAGCGUCUUCUUCAGCAGGGCGAAAGCCUGAUGCUCAUACUAGACACGAGAGCGAGCGACGAAAAGAAUUGAAUAGUGAUUCAAAAGUGGCGGCUGGAACGCCUGGCUUUGGGGUGAACGACUUGGCGGUGGGAGCAUCUCUUUCUUCGUCACCGCUCGUUGACAUAGAACCGCCAUCGCAAAAAGUCGCGCUCGCGCCACCAGAAAAUCUACUGCAGCAAAGAGAUGAAAAUGUCGAUGAGAACGUCGAAGUGAGACGAAGUUCAGCGUCGGCAUCCUUUAGUAAGAGCAAGCACCAAGAGCCACCAAGCUUUGCUCCCGGUGGCGAUGGUGCAUUUCUGGAUGGCGAUCCUGACACCCCAGGAGGUGAGAGCAACUCUGCGUGGCAGAACACACAGAACUGGUCGAUGGUGAAUCUAGUCUCCUCGCGGCCAUCCACAAGGGGGUCCGACUACUUUGCCGCAAUACCGCCAGGCGAAAUUCUCCCGGCUCCAAAUAGUCCAGUCCGAGAGUUUCGUGAUUUUGUAGAGGAACAGGAACAUUUUGGCGGGAACACCUCAUCAUCGACAGCUGAGGAAAAGAAACACGAUCCACUAUCCGCGCAAGGAGGCUCUACUAGGUCCGGGACCAGUUCGGACGGAAGAAGCCGCGAUCUAGCUAGUGCGCCUGCAGAGGCAGCAGCACAGGCAUCGGAAAUAGCUCUUGGCAAAGAGGGUACUGCUGCAAAACCUAUUCGAAGCGGGCGUGACGAGCGAAAGAAAGUCGCGCCGCAGUCGCCUCGUGUCCAAAAAUUUUUGGAGCAGCCCGACGCCCGCAGCGCAGAUUUCGCCACCCGAGUACGAGCUGAGGAAUCACUGGCGCAACCAUCCGCCCAUGUCGAGGAUCCAGACACGAUCGACAACAAUAGCUCGGUCCGAAGCUCGGAAGCAUAUUCAGAUAGAUACGGCACUCGUGGUUUAAUGGUUCAAAUCUUGUAUGAUCAUGCAAUGAUUCACCAGCUUAAAUGUUUAAUGGGAAAUACGACUGUGCGCUUUUUGCAAGGAGACUUUUAUGUACUAUGUAGCAUUAGACUUCUGCGAAACGAGGAGAUCUUCUUUCUUCAUUUAUGAGAAGCCGAUGCGGGCUACAGCGUUUGUCGGCAGGAAGAUACAUCGAAGGAGACGUGCGCAACAGAUGUCGGCGCGGACGGAACAUCAUCGUCCGCGGAAAUGGCAGAGCCUGACUGGCGCAAGCAGGUGGCGCAGGUGGAACAGAACGUCUCUGAGAUCAGGAAGCAGCUAGAAAGUCGCGAUCAAGAAUCGAGGAGGGUGGAACCGGACGACCCGCAUGAGUCGGUCAGAGAUUCGCGACUAAAGCAGAUUCGACAUCGGCUCGAACAAAACACAAAAAUACGACCACCGAAGCAGCAAUAUAAAGCCUCGCAGGAGGUACUAGUGGUCAUUGACUCGCUUUAAUCUAUGAUGGUCUUUAUUUUUCAAUGGAGUAACGGAAGUAGCGAAUUGAACUCUUGAAGAUGUUCAUUUUUUGGGUGAAUAAAUAUAUAAAUAUCAUUUCUUCACCAGCACGUUCAUAUCGACUCCAGAAAAAUUGACCAUUGUGAUUAUGUAACUCGCUAUCACUAGAUUUUGAAUGGCAUGAAGAGCUGUCUGCGGCCGCCGACGACCGUGCGACGAGCAGCGGGUGGUAGCGAUCUGAGCACAACGAAAAUUGUGCGUGAUUAUUUUCAAUCCCAGGAACAGAUGGACCCUAGCAAGACUUGAAUUUAGUACUGGGACCGGACAUGACCUCCCGGACAAAGCAUGAGGGGAUAGAGGCUAAAUGUAAAUGAUUUUUUGUUAUAAAUACUCAAAACCUGCGAAUUAUAAAGUAGAUUGCUAGGGUGAAUAUUUACGAUAGCUGCAGAUGUUACUUGAUGGUCCUUUAUGUAGACAAAGCUCCGUCAUCUAGAUACUGCUGCUCGAUAUCACGGUUGACAAAGCUCAUUAUAAUCUGAAAGAAAAAGGCAAGUUUUCCAUUCUAUUUUGAUUUGGUUAGCACCCUUGUUACGAAGUUUCAUAUGUUAUCGAGAUGUGAUCGUCAUCGACGACACUGUUUUCGCAUUCGUUAUAUUCAAGAGCAAACUUAGCUACUUACUUGUCUUGCUAUCAGACAAGCGGGAUACAUGGAUAUUUGUCGUAGCUGAAAGUCACUGGCGUUGCUGCUCGUGGGCAGCUUCCAAAAGGGAGGCUGCCUUCCUCCUUCGCAGCUUGCACCACGGGAGAAGAAAUGAAUACGAAUGUGCACCCUAGGGGCGCUCCAGCUGAAAU